GAUUGUGCUUGCCUCAUCAAAGGCCCAGUGGACUGGCUCUUUGCUGCAUUUCUUCUCCCUCUUUCUUUCUCUCCCUCACCACCACAUAUUGCACUGCAACCUGGAACUCCCUGCAUAACUGAGCCGUGCAGAAGCCGGGACUAACACGAAGCAUUGACUAAGACGCAUCACUACACACACAGCAGCCCAGAAAAAGUGCUUGGCUUUAUCAUAUUAAAAUGCACAAAGGAAGACGAGUGGAGCUUGAGGAGUUAAUGACCAGAGAUUGGGAGAGAUGGUGCUAAUACUGAAAUCACAAGAGGCCUCACCAUGCUGACCUCCUCCCUGUUCCUUGUGCUGCUCUGUGGGCUUUUGGGAGGCUGGGUCCUGUCCGUCUGUCCGUCUAUGUGCUCCUGCAGUGGCGGUCACCGUGACGUGGACUGUUCUUUAAAAAGCCUAACCAAGCUGCCACAUGGCCUGCAGCACAACAUCCGUUUUCUCAAUCUCUCAUUUAACAGCUUGAAGGAUCUUGGCGGUCAGCUCAGCCGCUAUGAUCACCUGCGGAUCCUGGAUCUCUCCUACAACCACCUGGAAAGCCUGCCGUCUGUCUUGCCACGGUCUCUAUGGGACAUCAAAGCAGCGUGGAACCGUCUACGUUCGCUCGACAAGAAAGAUACAGCUUACCACUGGAACCUUAAACUGCUGGAUCUGUCGCAUAACGAACUGGAGAGAAUAGUUUUCAUCAACAACACUCUCCUUAGUGUUACUUCUCUCAACCUCAGUCACAACAGAUUUUGGACUGUCCCCACAAACAUGCCUCAUAACUUGGAAAUUAUUGAUUUGUCAUUUAACUAUUUAGUUCAGAUUCUGCCUGGCUCUUUGGAUCGUCUACCAAAGCUGGUUAAAUUGUAUUUGCAUGCUAACCAUUUCUCAGUACUGCCUCGAGGUAUAUUUGAUAAACUGAGAGCACUGAAAACAAUCACACUUGGAGAUAAUCCCUGGGCUUGUGAGGAAGAAGACAACAUAACAAGAAUCCUUAAAUGGGCAGAGCAAACUCAUGCGACUGUGUUGGGGUGUCCCUGUUAUACAACACCAGUCUGUGGACAAAGCCAUUUGGCAACAAAGGAAAGACACCUGGAUCCUGCUCCACUCACAGAGUCAACCGUGAACAAUAGAGGAGAAGAAUAUCAUGACAUGCCCACUGCAAGGAUUGAAGUGGUGACUUCUGCUUCUGAGACAAAUCCUUCACAGCAUCAGUCUGGGUUGGGGAUGUGGACCUCCUCUACAAGUUUUCACAGCGUCUCCAAGCUCACAAGCACAACAGAGCACCUGCUGUCUUCCACUGUAAAGCCCAAGAUGGCCAACUCCCGGAGCAAAAGUCAAAAAGUAUUUGCUCAGAUUGAUAUGGUGCUUCUAAACAUUUUUGUUCUAACAAUAGCAUUCAGCAUGUACUGAACUAAAGGCACUAAAUUAGACACCACAGUAUCCUUAUGCUUACAUAUGGAGUGCCAUAUGAUGCCUACAAAUGUUAGUAAUUAUGUUUGCAAUUCAAUAGUUAGAACACAAAUGCAUGAUCUAGACAUUCCUUUUGCGGGAAAUAAAAUAAGUCUAUUGAGAUCAUUUGUUAUUCGCCCUAGAAGAUUUCCAAUAAUAAUUAUAAACUUUGUUCGCCCUAGAAGAUUUCCAACAAGAUUAAUACAAAACUGGAAGCAGAACCGCAAGAAUUAUAGUAGAGCGAUAUUACAAUGUAACACGACUUCUUCUUGGAUUCCUUAGUCAAGUUUGGCUGUAAUAAUUGGUAUAGUGUAAUAUUUGAUGCAUGAUGAGGGUCUAAUGAUGAGCCAAAAGACAAAAUAAAAACAAAACAAAAAAAACCCAAAACAUUUGUUUUUCUUUCCCAGUGUUGUAUAAAGUUGGAAACUUUGACAAUAUUUUCAAUGAAAAAUGUUUCAGCAGACUUAUUUCUACAAUCAUGGUAGGAUACUGCUUUACUAGCUCCACAAGUGGAAAAUUUGCAUCGUCACAAACGAAGGAGGACAAUACAAAAUAAGAGCAGCAUAAAUAAAAAGCAGAAGAACAAACAAACAUAGAUAUAGUGUACCUAGCAAAUAAAAAUGUAUUUACAGAAAUCUUAGGCAUACAAGGUUUCCCUGGAAAACUUGCCAACAUCAGUUUUAAGGACUAAAGGGCAGUCGACCUUGUACUCUGCUGUUUGCUACGUACAGAUGACUUGGACUCUCUACUACUGAGAAACGAUUGCUUCCAGGAGGCGUGCGCUUUGAGAAACGAUUGCUUCCAGGAGGCGUGUGCUCUGUUGAACAUUGAAAUGUCACCUAAAUGCCAAUGUUGUAUGUAACACGCCAGUCGGAUGCUGUUAAGCUUACUAGAAACUCCCUGCGUCGUAAACAACCGUCCUGCACUGUGGAGAGAGCCUGAAUUAUUCUGAUUCGGAUGUAGCAGUAAUCAGUUUGGUUUCUGUCAAUUUGUCAAGAUGCAAGAGAGAGCAAAUGAAUCUUUUAUAUUUGUAAAUAAUUAAAUGUUACAUAAUUGCUGCUGUAAAAGACAGUUUUUAACUCACUAUGGCUCCAAUACUUUAUGAAAUAAAGUAUUUCAUCCUAUUUAAUACUUGUCAUAAAUACUGCCAUGUUCUACAAAUA
This is a messenger RNA of Poeciliopsis prolifica (blackstripe livebearer), 2636 nucleotides long. RefSeq names its product oligodendrocyte myelin glycoprotein b (gene omgb). NCBI's taxonomy places the organism in Eukaryota, Metazoa, Chordata, Actinopteri, Cyprinodontiformes, Poeciliidae. The transcript is spliced from 3 exons. Gene Ontology annotation, biological process: neuron projection regeneration. The coding region runs from base 310 to 1434 and encodes 374 amino acids. The record is from RefSeq and is a predicted model, not a curated record. Gene Ontology annotation, molecular function: protein binding.